Molecule: messenger RNA, 4231 nt
Organism: Phytophthora nicotianae INRA-310
Lineage: Eukaryota; Oomycota; Peronosporomycetes; Peronosporales; Peronosporaceae
Exons: 5
Coding region: 439-1560 (373 amino acids)
Biological process (GO): tRNA dihydrouridine synthesis
Cellular component (GO): cytoplasm
Molecular function (GO): zinc ion binding; tRNA dihydrouridine synthase activity; flavin adenine dinucleotide binding
Source: RefSeq, a predicted model, not a curated record
AUUUUCAACCCACCACUCACAUCAAAACGCCACCAUGUCCGAGCUCUACGAGAACAAGGUGUGCCUGUCGCCCAUGGUCCGCUCGGGCACGUUACCGCUGCGUUUAUUGUCGCUGCGCUACGGCGCUGACCUCGUGUAUGGCGAGGAGAUCGUCGACAAGCGCAUCAUCUCGGCAGUUCGCGUGCCCAACGAGGUCGUCAAUGCUGUGGACUUUGUCAGCCGCAAUGGUGACUCCGUAGUGUUCCGCACAUGCCCAGAGGAGGCUGGAAAGGUGGUUUUCCAGAUCGGAACAGCCGACGCAGUGCUGGCUCUCAAGGCAGCGGAGGCAGUGUGAGUUUUUGCCAUCGAUUGCGAAGUUUAACGUGAAAAACUGAGUGUCUAAAUGUUUUUUCUUGUUUGUACUGCAGUGCGCGAGACGUGGCUGCUGUGGACAUUAACAUGGGCUGUCCCAAGCACUUUUCCGUGCAAGGAGGAAUGGGUGCAGCGCUGCUACGGAAGCCUGAAGUGGCUUGCGAUAUCAUGAAAACACUGCGGCGAAACCUGAACAUCCCGGUGUCAUGCAAGAUCCGACUGCUGCCAGAAAUUCAAGACACGGUUGAUUUAGCUAAACGUCUCGAAGAUGCUGGAGCCUACGCAGUCGGCGUGCACAUGCGGCAGAUCCACGAGCGUCCUCAUGACAAGGCCAGUUGGGACAGAUUGGCGCCCGUUGUGUCGGCGUUAUCUGUUCCUGUGCUCGCGAACGGCGACGUGUUCACGCACGACGACAUUGACAAACUUCGCAAGAUUUCGGGCGCCUCUUCCUUCCUCGUUGCUCGCGGCGCACUUGCGAAUCCGUCCAUUUUCCGGAAAGAAGGUCGUUUGCCUAUUGACGAAGUGGUGCGUGAGUAUCUGAAGGCUGCAGCGGAGACGGACAAUGUGUUCCAAAACACCAAAUACAACGUGAUGCGUAUGAUCCCGAGCUCGUUGGAGGACGCCUACGCAAGCUGUAAUAACUACGGGUAUGCUAAGGAUGCCCACGUUGUUACAGUUCCUGACCUGGCAGCGACGAGGAACGGCUUGCAGAUGUACUCGCUCUGGGAUCUUCAAAACUACUAUAACCAGUAUCAGGAUCAGUUCCGGGCGAAGGCAGCGGCACUGGAAGAGGACGCGAAGCCAGAGGAUCAGACGCUGACCACCUUGCCAGGCGCGCAUGAUCGUUACGCUGAGGAUACUGAAGCCGAGGCACCUAAAGCUCGAAACAAUCGAACUGGCAAGCCUGAGCUUUUCUGCGAGAGCUGCAAGAUCCAGCUGUCGAGCGACAAGGAUGCCAAGCUGCACUAUAAGGGACGAAAGCACAAAAACGUGCUGCGUCGACAAACUUCGGCUACUAUCUCGAAAUUUAUUGCAAAAGCGCAACUGGAGCAGAACCCCGCAACAGGUGAAAGUGGAAAGAUUGUGCCAGAAAUCCGACAGCAUGAAGGCGAGGACAAGCGCGAUGCCAAGCGUGCGAAGCUAGAGAACACAACUGCAGUCGCAGACAAUGGUGGAAAUGUAGAGGCAGCAUCGCCGACGGAGCCCUAAAAUCCAUCAGUUACUGACUUGAGUUGACUACUUGUGAAUGCUUGUGUAACAACCACACUGUAGUGUAGGCAAAUCAGUCCAUCAACUAGAGAUAGGACAGUGUUAUGAGACCAGGUUGAUGUUUUAUGCCCGAUGAAUUCAUUCGGAAAUUUACUCGAGUGAGAGCAAGAUGGUCAAGUUGUUCUGCACGAUCACCGGGGUUACGAGGCCGUUCGCUGUGGAGAUCGAUGCGAAUCUGUCGGUGGACGAUCUGAAGAAGGCGAUCAAAAAGGUGGUCAAGCCGAACGGGAUAAGGAAGGUCGAAACCAACGGGCUGCGGCUCUUUUUGGCGAACUCUGGCUGUACGUGGCUAGAUAGAAGAAGUUCCGCAACUGUGGCGGUUGAUGAACUUGGGGGGUAUGUACGCCAUCGAGCAGAUGGAUCCCUUCCUGUCGCUCAAUAACCCCAGAUAUUUCGGCGAGAAUUUCACGCCGGGUAAUGGUCACAUUCACGUUCUGGUAGUGGUAUCAGAGAUACCAACCUCAACUGCCUUGGAUGACCUGGAGAAAUUUGCUCAGGAAUGUGUUUUAUUGGCAGAAGUAGUAAGGUUUUGCUAAUUAAUGCUUCACCAGACGCCGUGCGGUGAACUCGUCCUGGAUCUCCUGCAUCGUCUUACCCGACGUCUCUGGUACAACCGUGUACACGAAGAGGAACGACAAUGCAACUGUGCACAUGAAGGGUGUGAAGCUGAAGUUGACCAAUGCAGCAGCGAUAUAGGGGUAACCCAGACCCACUGCGAGAUUGCACAACCAGCUACAGCCCACACACACAGAGUUGCCCAUUGCUCGAAUGUCAUCCGGGAAGAGAUCCGCCAUAACCACCCACGCUAGCGACCCAAGACUCGAACCGAACGUGGUGACGUAACAAGCAGUGAACACGAUGGCAAGCGCUGGUGAACUAGCAACAAGCGACACUGUGAUGCCCACUGCACUGAUAAACAUGCCCGUUAAUCCAUACAAGAUGAGCUUACGGUUACCUAGUCGAGUGGCCAACAUACCGCAGAACAUGGUCGGUAGUACGUUGACAAAGUUGACGGCGACGAUUCCAAUACGAUCGUCCGAGAUGCCAGCCUGUUCAAAGAGAGUGGACGAGUAGAAGAAGACAACAUUAAUGCCCGUGAGUUGCUGAGCUCCAGCCACACCGAUUGCUGUCAGUAGUUGCCGAAUGAGCGUCGGUGAGAGUAGCUUGGCAAAACUGGAAGCUUCGGGAGCAGUAGUUGGUAUGGUAUGUUCACUUUCUUGAGGUGCAGGGUGGUCUUGCUUGAUCCAAGUCUUAGCGAGAUAUACGUUCUCCUCGCCAAAUAGACGCGCGAGCUCUCGCUCUGCUAACUGGUGCUCCCCCACCAUGAGCAACCACGUAGGACUUUCAACCAUAACGAAAGAUGCGAGUACCAGGAACAAUAUUGCAAGUACAAUAGGGAAUCCUGCAAUUAAACGCCAACCGCUGCUUGUAUCGAAGAAGAAAAAGGUGAUGGCAACCAGUAGAUUGCCGACUGUAAUGGCGAUCUGGAAGCCCACUCCGAGGCUGUUACGAAGACUUGGCGGUGAGAUUUCGCUGAUAAAACCAGGGAUAACAGCAGUGGCUCCUCCUGAUGCAACACCGGAAAUCACUCGACCACCGAUGAACAUCCGGAUGUUGGAGGCGCUGGCUUGCACAACGGCCCCAGUUAUCAUGAAGAGGCAAUUGGACAUCAUGAUGCGUUUCCGACCAAACUUGUUGGAGAACCGUCCGAUCACUAGAGCACCGAUCAUGCCGCCCAGGAUCCAGGCACUGACCGCCAUUGUCCACUGUGCUUUCGUGUGUCCCGGGAACAUGAGGCAGGUGUGGGGUGCGACGGGUCUAGCAUCGCACUCUUCUUGGUUGUUGAACGUUGUGAGGUUUAGUUGAGUGGUAGACCAUCCGUACUGCAGUGGUUGCAGCAGUGACACCAGGACGUUGGCAUAGAGCACCCAACGCGGUCGAAUGGGAACGUGUACAUCUGGUACAGUCGGCGUCGUGGCCAAGACUUUCGGUGUCGGCACCACUGGAAUAAAGUCACUGAUACUGCUCGACGAUGGGGACGGAAUCUCCAUUGUGUCUUGGAUCUAUCCACUCGAAGACAAGACUUGUCGGAUACGUGGUGAAUUCAAUUCUGAUAGACCAGAGCAUUCUGACAGAGUGCAGUUGACCCUUGCUGGUUGCUCGUGUCUAUAGAGCUCUGCCGUUCUAGAUCUGCAUGAGCCCGCGACAAGCGCGGCAUCAGGCAGCUGUGGUCACAUCGAGAAGAGUAAAGCAGUUGCCAUUGCCGCUCAUAGGAACAGCGGAAUUGAUUAUUGGAGACUCAAAUCGUGAUGCGACGGUAGUUCGAGAAGAAAACGAGGUGGAGUCCAAGCGACGGAUACACAGCCGAAAGCUGACAGGCACGAGCGAGUCGCAAAAGAAAGGCGUGAUAGUUAAUGGAGAGGACGCGCCGAGCUCGGAUCAACGUCGUUGCGCUCCCUGUUCCGGUGCUGUAGCAAUCUGGUUGUAACCCUGCGAGAAAUAAUACUACUGCAGUAGUUUUUUUGUUUUUAAACCAAAGAUGAGACCGGAGCAUUGAACUCUCAGCAGCACUACUUGCACUAAAAUAAUACUAAAAACUGAAUAUACUGAC